GCCACCACUUUCGACGAGUUCACGAAACUCGUGGUCACGAAAUCGCGCGGCGGUUCCGGCGGUCCUAAACUGGUCUUCACUCCAAUACAACUCAAUGUCAACAAACGUGACAUCACUUUCGCGAAUCAACUCUUCAUUAACAACGAGUUCGUCGACGCGUCCGAUACGAGCCGUGUGUUGAGGACUAUUAACCCAAACGACGAGUCCGUCAUUUGCAGCGUCCAGUCGGCGACCAAAGGGGACGUCGACCGAGCGGUGAAGGCGGCCAACGAUGCGUUCGAGUCGGGCGAGUGGCCACUCAUGAACGCCAGAGAUCGGGGAAAACUCAUGUUCCGAUUGGCGGACCUCAUGGAGCAGCACAAGGAAGAGUUGGCCACUAUUGAGUCCAUCGAUUCGGGCGCUGUCUAUACGCUGGCCAUCAAAACACAUAUCGAUAGUAAACUCUCUGUAUGUCGAUCGACACGUGGUUCGGGCGCUGUCUAUACGCUGGCCAUCAAAACACAUAUCGGUAUGUCGAUCGACACGUGGCGAUACUUCGCCGGUUGGUGUGACAAAAUCCAGGGCUCAACAAUUCCCAUAAACAACGCGCGACCGAACCGUAACCUAUCGUUUACAAAGAAGGAGCCGAUCGGUGUGUGCGGUAUAAUCACGCCAUGGAAUUACCCGCUAAUGAUGGUGUCCUGGAAAAUGGCCGCCUGUUUGGCCGCCGGCAACACAGUUGUCCUAAAACCGGCUCAAGUCUCUCCGUUGACUGCCCUUAAAUUGGCCGAACUGUCGGUUUACGCGGGUUUCCCUCCGGGUGUGAUCAACAUCCUUCCGGGCACGGGCUCUGUGUGCGGUCAGGCCAUCGCAGACCACCCGCUCGUACGUAAACUGGGUUUCACGGGCUCGACGCCCAUCGGACAGACAAUCAUGAAGUCGUGCGCCGAGUCUAACAUGAAGAGAGUGUCACUAGAAUUGGGCGGAAAGUCGCCGCUAAUCAUCUUCAACGACGCCGAUCUCGACCGCGCCGUACGGCACGCCAUGGGUGCCGUCUUCUUCAACAAAGGCGAGAACUGCAUAGCGGCCGGACGUCUAUUCGUCGAGCAGUCAAUUCACGACCAAUUCGUGAGUCGAGUGCUGGAGGAGACCAAAAAGAUCAAGAUCGGCGACCCAUUGGAUCGGUCGACAUCGCACGGCCCCCAAAACCACCGUGCUCAUCUCGAAAAACUGGUCGAAUACGCGCAGAUCGGGGUGAAAGAGGGCGCCAAACUGGUGUACGGGGGCGCGCAGGUGGACCGCCCGGGCCUGUUCUUCACGCCCACUAUAUUCACGGCCGUUACGGACGACAUGUAUAUCGCGCGCGAAGAGUCUUUUGGCCCGAUUAUGAUUGUCAGUACGUUUCCCGACGGCGAUGUGGACGGAGUGCUGCGUCGGGCGAACGCCACGGAGUUUGGUUUGGCUUCGGGAGUGUUCACUCGCGACAUAUCCAAAGCCCUGUACGUCACUGAGAAGGUGAACGCCGGCACCUGUUUUGUGAACUGCUAUAACAAGACCGACGUCGCCGCGCCUUUCGGCGGAUUCAAACAGUCCGGUUUCGGCAAAGACUUGGGACAGGAGGCCCUCAAUGAGUACCUCAAGACCAAGACUAUUACCAUUGAAUAUUAGGUGGCUUUACAAGUUAACUGUUAACCUUCUCUCUCUCUCUCUCUCUCUCUCUCUCUCUCUCACUCUCUCU
Molecule: messenger RNA, 1717 nt
Organism: Medioppia subpectinata
Lineage: Eukaryota; Metazoa; Arthropoda; Arachnida; Sarcoptiformes; Oppiidae
Source: the annotation of a GenBank genome assembly